Messenger RNA from Papilio xuthus (Asian swallowtail), 1009 nucleotides. RefSeq names its product ETS-domain lacking (gene edl). Bases 163 to 513 code for a protein of 116 amino acids. The transcript has 4 exons. NCBI's taxonomy places the organism in Eukaryota, Metazoa, Arthropoda, Insecta, Lepidoptera, Papilionidae. The record is from RefSeq and is a predicted model, not a curated record. Gene Ontology annotation, molecular function: sequence-specific DNA binding.
GUCAGCGUCGAAGAGCGGUCGAUUCGUAGGUUGUGUUGUAGCGAAUAAAUUCGUAUUAAAAUUUUGACAUCGUAAAUUAUAAUUUGUGUAAUUAAUUAAAUCGUGUAUUUGUGCAUUACUCUGUGGGAAUCUGGAUUGUGGGAAGUCGCAUUUAGGAUUUUAAUGACGUACCCCCCACAUUGCGUGAGCACCAUGCCGACACAAAUCCGUUGCGAGCGCGUGCCCCCCGCAGACGGCAGCUGGGGAGCCCUCGACCUCAGACUACUGCAGGAAGACGACUUACCUUUGGAUCCACGUACAUGGGGCCGGGCGGAGGUCGGAGCGUGGGUAUCCGCCCGAGGCGGCCUGCCCGAGCGCUUCCCCAUGAACGGCAAGGCACUCUGUCUCAUGUCACGCGACAUGUUCGCAACCAGAGUGCCGCGCAACGGACAUCAGCUACAUCAGGAUUUUAGAAGAAGAUUAGCCAAAGCAUUAGCUCUACAAGAAUUCAUUGAGAAAAUGUCAGCAAAAUGAAAUACCAAAAAAUCUUUAUUGAUAAAGCAGAAUGUUUAAAAAUAGAGAAGAACACUAAUUAAUUAGUUAUAUCAAAGAUGAUUGUAAUAUGUAAAAGUUUGUAAGUUGCUGUAUUUUAAAUGUUCCAUGUACAUUUAGGGGGCAGUGUUCCCGCCAUCAGGAUGUGAUUACCCGCAAAAGUUUUUUUUUAAACAAAUAAUUUGCAGUAGCUCAAUAUUUUGCACUUAUUAGUUAUGUUCCUAUUAACGGUAGUUAAUCUUGUAAUAUUACUUAUAAUUUAAAUUCUUUUUGUUUACGUGAAAAGACAUUAGCUUGUAGUGAGAUUAAAUAUAGAUAACCAAAUGUAGGCAUAUUUUUAUCUUGUAAUUAUAAAACAAAACAAAUAUUGUCAAUAGUAUGGAUGGUAAAUGUUUUAUUUUGGCGCCAAUUAUUGACACUUACAGAAAAUGUAAAUGUUUAUAAGUAAAGUUUCGCAGUAUUUUCUUUAAAUCUGACA